AUUUCCAAAAAACAUAUUUACUUUGCACUUAAAUGGUGUUUGUACAUCUUACUGGGUUUGUGUCUUGCUCUGGCAAUUGUAACCAUACUAAUGGCUUGUUUAAAUAUGAAAAGGGCUGAAACAUCAAACGACAAUUCUAACUUGAGAUUGGAAAGUAGAAUGUUAGAAAUAGGGGAACCGAAAUAUAUCUCAAGAAAGGGUUGCCAAGUUGUUAACUGCACCAUCAGAUGCUUAAGUUCGAAAAAAAUCUACGACGAAGUUUUCCAGGUUCUUCAAUCUACCGAAUGUGAAGAAAAUAUUAUUCUUCAAUUGGAUCAUCAACAUUUUCCGAAUUUCGUUUUAUCAAACAGAUGGAAAUCAGCUAGUAAAAUGAUUAAGUCUCUUGUCAUACGAAAUAGUGAAUUCAGCCAUAUUCGAAAUGAAGCUUUCAAUUCAAUUGACUUUACUGGAACUCAAACACUCACUCUGUUGGGUGUCAAAUUGGAUACACUUGGUAAUGGAGUUCUUUUAGGCUUUGCAAGACUUCAGUCUAUUCACAUGGAAGGAAAAGUACGCAAUGUUGAUAGGUGUUUUUUCCAACCUGUGCAGUCAUUUCUAAUGCGUUUGACACUCAAGGCCGAUCUGACAAUUUCAGGGAAGGAUAAUAUUUUCGGCAUAAGUUUCAUGUCUAACCUGCAUGCCUUGGAUCUCAGUGAAAAUACUAUCACAGGAUCUCUAGCAAGGACUUUUUUCAUCGGUGUGCCUCAUUUAAGAUAUUUGAUUCUAUCAGAUUCGGAGAUAUCCUCCAUUGAAAUCGACGCUUUUGAUGACAUAGCUGCUAGUCUCACUAUGUUGGACUUGAGUAAUAAUCGUUUGAAGACUCUUGAUAUCAGAUGUAUGGAACAGCUGGUAACAAUUGGUUCUGCUAGAAUAUAUCUCUUAGGCAAUGAAUGGCUUUGUGAAUGCCAUUUAAGACCUUUAGUAACCUUGUACGAAGAUUAUCCAAAUAGUUUCGGAGAUAUUCCUUACUGCAAGGGUCCACGUGCUCUGUAUGGAGCAUAUUUGACAAAUUUGAAAUUCGACAAAAAUUGCAAAAUUCUUAAUGAUACCGAUAAAGGACUCAUGGCCACACCAAUUGAGUACUACAAAACUGAUUCAAUUAUAGCCUCAAGCUCAAGUACUGAAGCCACUAUUGUUGUAGACCCUGCGUAUUCAUUUAAAAUGGCAUGUCUGUCAAUAAUAGGCUUAGCCGACACUACAGAACCCUCUACUGAAGGGGAUCCAGUAGAGUAUUUUCUAUUUGCGCCACCAUGUCAUGAUUUCGAAUUAAUUCUUUUGCAAAAUAAUUCCGUUCAAGUGGUUGUCGAAUAUGCUGAUGAACCAAUCAAUAUCAUUUGGUUCAGUGAAGCCUUGGAGAACUUUGUUCAUACGGUCAAUGACAUCACUAUCGAUUAUAAUUGUGAAAUGUACUCGGAUCCGUUUCUUCUGGCUGAGAAUCUGGUAGAAAACUGCACUUACACAUUUUGUCUGAUUCCCAGUGGGUAUUUUUCAAUUACUCCUUUUAAUUGUUUGCCACUUCAUGUGCCCUCGAAAAUUAAGACGGUGCCUGACAUUUGGAUCUCGCAUGACGAAAAGGAUCUUACUCUUGGAAUAGUGUCGCUGAUUCUUAUGUGUUCUUUAUUAUUGGGUGGAGUUAUUGCUUACUUUGGAAUUAAAGCCUAUCCGGAUAUACUUGAAGGCACUAAUCAUGUUCUAGUGGUCAAGAAGUCCAAAAAAGCUGCUUGCUAUGUGUCAACAAUCACUGAGAGCGAAUACAUAAUCCAAAAGGAUAGUUUGAAAAAGAAGAACUCUUCAAAUCGUGAUUCAUCUAUUCCACUACCAGUGUCCUUGUACAACGACAUUGAAGGACCCAGACAAGAAUCUGUGCGAGAAGACUAUUACGAAAUGCCUUGUAUCUAUAAUCAAACUCAUGAUUGCCAACAAAAGUGUUUGGGUAACAAUAAGUGUGUGAUUAGUCCUUCGUCGCCACCACCUUUACCGAAACGUAACAAUUCAGAUAGUACUUUGUAUGGUUCAGCUAGUGAACUUAUUUGUGAUGUUCCAUAUCCAAAACUGAGUCUAUAAAUUUAU
Molecule: messenger RNA, 2109 nt
Organism: Episyrphus balteatus (marmalade hoverfly)
Lineage: Eukaryota; Metazoa; Arthropoda; Insecta; Diptera; Syrphidae
Exons: 3
Coding region: 91-2103 (670 amino acids)
Molecular function (GO): protein binding
Source: RefSeq, a predicted model, not a curated record